Molecule: messenger RNA, 3786 nt
Organism: Esox lucius (northern pike)
Lineage: Eukaryota; Metazoa; Chordata; Actinopteri; Esociformes; Esocidae
Gene: cwc22
Product: CWC22 spliceosome associated protein homolog
Exons: 20
Coding region: 161-3274 (1037 amino acids)
Biological process (GO): mRNA splicing, via spliceosome
Cellular component (GO): catalytic step 2 spliceosome
Molecular function (GO): protein binding; RNA binding
Source: RefSeq, a predicted model, not a curated record
UUUAACAUGGAGCAAGCUUCGCGAAAUCAACGGUCACUAUUUCAAAUCUUUUGAUAGUCGCUGAAGUGAAAGAGAAGGUGUUGGACUAUUAUUUUUUAGUUUUUAAGUCUUCUAAACGGCGGAGGCGAAAUACAGUAAACAGCCUGCCAGGAGCAGUGGCAUGGAGCAGCCCUGGGGGACUAGGAGCAGGAGCCCAUCAGAGGAGAGAACAGAACACCUGGCACAGCAGAAGAGCAAUGAGGGGGCACCGGAGGGGGCACCAGAGGGGGCACCGGAGGGGGCGGAUGGCGCAGCAACCAGUCCCAGAGCCAAAGCCCACGGCGCAUCAAGCCCUGCAUCGGAUGAACCUGUCGUUCUUGGCAAUCCUGGAGUUGCCAGUCCCGGGGUAGCCAGCUCUAGAGCCACCAGGGGUAGCAGGGCCCCUUCCAGUGCCAGUCUCAGCCAGGAGGAAGAGGAUUCUAGUGGCUCUGAUGGUGACACCAGUGAUGAAGACAGUGAUGAGGGAGUGGUGCGCAGGAUGAAAAGCAGCGUGGCUCAGAUCGUGCGUGGACCAGAUGACCAGAGUGUUGAAAGAGGCAGGAGCCCCAGCCCCGAUGACAGGGACGAUGACCGCAGGAGGUCCCGCUCCAGGUCUCGGUCCAGAAGUCAGGAGAGGGACCGCCGUUAUGGUAGAGGAGGUUACGACAGGUCAAGGGACGAUGAUCGUGACCGAAACUAUGACCGUUACGAGCGCCGGUCAAGCCGGGACAAAGAGACUGAGUUAAGAAGGAGGGGGCGGUCGUUGUCCCCAUCCCAGAAGAACCCUUCUGCAGAAGAGCCACCUGUGAAGAAGAAGAAGGAGGAACUGGACCCCAUCCUGACCAGGACUGGUGGAGCCUACAUCCCCCCUGCCAAGCUACGCAUGAUGCAGGCUCAGAUCACUGACAAGAGCAGUCUGGCUUAUCAACGUAUGAGCUGGGAGGCCCUGAAGAAAUCCAUCAACGGUCUAAUCAACAAGGUGAACGUGUCCAACAUUGCCAUGAUCAUUCAGGAACUGCUGCAGGAGAACAUUGUCAGGGGCAGAGGUCUCCUGGCCAGGUCUACUCUGCAGGCCCAGAGUGCCUCAGCCACCUUCACUCACGUCUACGCAGCGGUGGUAGCCAUCAUCAACUCAAAGUUCCCCCAGAUAGGAGAACUCAUCCUCAAAAGACUCAUCCUCAACUUCCGCAAGGGCUACCGGAGGAAUGACAAGGCGCUUUGUCUCACUGCGUCUAAGUUUGUAGCUCACCUGGUCAAUCAGAAUGUGGCCCAUGAGGUGUUGUGUCUGGAGAUGUUGACUCUGCUCUUAGAGAGACCUACGGACGACAGCGUUGAGGUGUCCAUCAGCUUCCUGAAGGAGUGUGGUCUGAAACUCACCGAGGUUUCCCCUCGGGGCAUCAACGCCAUUUUCGAGCGGCUGCGCAACAUCCUUCAUGAGUCUGAGAUUGACAAGCGUGUGCAGUACAUGAUAGAAGUGAUGUUUGCCAUCAGGAAAGACGGAUUCAAGGACCACCCCAUUAUACCAGACGGUCUGGACUUGGUGGAGGAGGAAGAUCAGUUCACACACAUGCUGCCGCUAGAAGAUGACUACAACCAAGAGGAUAUCCUCAAUGUCUUUAAGAUGGAUCCAGACUUUUUGGUAAAUGAAGAGAAGUACAAAGCAAUAAAAAAGGAGAUUUUGGAUGAGGGCAGCAGUGACUCUGGGGAAGAUGCGGGUGGAAGUGAUGAUGAUGGAGACGAAGACGAAGAAAAGGAAGAGGAAGGUGGCGGAGAUGAAGCAGAGAAAGUCACUAUCUUUGACCAGACGGAAGUCAACCUGGUUGCAUUUCGCCGCACCAUCUAUCUUGCCAUCCAGUCAAGUUUGGACUUCGAAGAGUGUGCACACAAGUUGAUCAAGAUGGAUUUUCCUGACAGCCAAACGAAAGAGCUGUGCAACAUGAUUCUGGACUGCUGUGCUCAACAGAGGACCUACGAGAAGUUCUUUGGUCUUUUAGCGGGGAGGUUUUGUCUGCUGAAGAAGGAUUACAUGGAGAGUUUUGAAGCCAUCUUCGUGGAACAGUAUGAAACCAUCCAUCGCCUGGAGACUAAUAAACUUCGAAACGUUGCCAGGAUGUUUGCCCAUCUCCUGUACACAGACUCUGUGCCCUGGAGUGUGCUGGAAUGUAUUAAAGUCAGUGAGGACACCACUACGUCAUCCAGUCGAAUCUUCGUCAAGAUCUUGUUCCAGGAGCUAUGUGCCUACAUGGGCCUUCCCAGGCUAAACGAAAGACUCAAGGAUGUGACGCUGCAGCCCUUCUUUGAGGGCCUCUUUCCUCGGGACAACCCCAGAAACACCAGAUUUGCCAUUAAUUUCUUCACCUCCAUUGGCCUGGGAGGACUUACCGAUGAGCUUCGUGAGCAUCUGAAGAAUGCCCCUAAGAUCAUCAUGACUCAGAACCAGGAAGUGGAGUCAUCGGACACAGAUUCGUCCUCGUCCUCUUCUGACUCCUCAUCCGACAGUGACAGCAGUGACAGUGACAGCUCUGAUUCGUCCAGUGACUCUGACUCCACAUCCAGCAGUAGCUCAGACUCUGAUUCGAGGCAUAAGAAGAGCAAGGGCAGAAAGAAGGUUGAAAAAGGCAACAAGAAGGACAAGGCAUCUUCCAGAAAGACCUCCUCCAAGCAGAAAUCCCCUCUGGAGGAACGGCCCAAUAAGAGUCUGAGGCAUGAGAACCGUCGUCGUGACGACAGCAGCAGCGACGAGGACGAGGCGCAUCGCGGUAGGCGGAGACCUGGGCCUGAGGACCGUCACAAAGCCUCUCACCACCCACCCACGCGCCAGAGACCGGACCGCGCCGGGCACAAAGACAAGGACCCGCCUCAUGGCCGACCCGACAGAGAGACCGACUACCAGGACCGGGACAGACAGCCUGAGCCCCGGGCUCACAGCAAGGAUGACGGGAAACACAAAGCCCCUCCGGUGGACCGAACCGACCGCGAUCGAGUCAGACACCGGAGCCCUGAGAAGGAGAAGGCGCCAGAGAGUCGAAGCGGCAGGGACAGAGACCGAGGGGCAAGGUCAAAGUCACCGGAGAGAAGCAGCCGCAAAGAGAAGGACAUGGAGUCCUCCAGGGACUCAUACCGGAACGGAGUGGAGCGGCAGGCAGAACGGGCCGACAAGGAGAACAGGGAGAACCGACAUCACUCCGACAGAUACAGAGAACCCAGGAGAAAUGAGGAACGAAGCAGGGAUAGCUCCCCGCGUAGACGGAGAUAGCCGGACAGAUGUUAAACAUAUGAGUAAAGCUGUAUAUUUUCUUCCAGUGUCCAUACUAGCACACCGUAUUACUUAGAAUGCCGCAUAGCCGUCACAGGACCUGAUUCUAAGUGGUAUGCUAGUGUAGGCAUUGAAACCGCCUCAGUGGUCUUGGUAGUCAUGCUGUUGAAAUGUCAGCUUUGAAUUGGAAUAGUCCAUCUGAACUUCAAGUCAUUGUGUCAGUUUCCCCUCAUUGUAUGCAUCUCAUGUCAUUGUUUUUAUAUUGCCCAAUGAAAUGUCUUUCUUAGGGAUGCUUCCACCAUUGUAUCGGGAUAACAACAACACAGGACUGCUUGGAGACGUAGUGUAUAUACAAACAUUUCUGUGGGUUUUAUCAAUGCAAGACUGGUAAUGUCUAGAAAGAUUGUAAAACGUUUGUAUUUGAUGCAACAAUCUAUUUUGUAUUGGUGCGACCUAUUUUUGUGUAAAAAAAAAAACAACAAGAAAAAAACAUUAAAAAUCCUUCAACUGUU